UAAGGUCACAAAAACAAAAAAUUUAAAAUAUAACAGUACAAAGCGCGUGAAAUAAUAAACAAAAACUUAUCAACGAGUACAAAGCGAAUGGAUGCAGCAAUAAGCUUAUUCAAGUCUUCUCAUUGUUCUCUGACUGAAUAGUAAUGAGAGUUAAAAGAUCGUUAGAUGAAUUAACCUUUACACAAGCAACGCAGUUGGUCAACGUGAACUUUACGCAAUCACAUUUUCCAGAAAAUGUUCAAAGCUUCUACAAAACUGCAUAAACGUGUUCAAUCUGACGUCGAACACUUGUCACUAACUGCUUGACAAUACUACUUCAGAUCGAGCGAUUGAAAUAAACUUAUUUGGCACAAGAUCACACGGUCUUAAUUUUUAAAGUGAAUCGUACGUAAGCAUUGUAAUUCAAUAUCGCUAAUCAUGCCUUUAAGCUUUCAAUUGUAAAGCUUAGCAACACAUAGGCUUAAUUCUAUUCUAACCAUAACCAAUGUGCCCGUAAUAUGUCAGACUUACCCCUAAAACCAAUAGAGCGGAAGUCAAUAACAACAAGGGAAAUAUCGCCAUCAACAGUUACAAACGCAGGAAUUGCAACCGUAAAAACAACAGAAACCACUGCUGCGAAAUCAAAAACCAAGCUGUCAAAGUUUGCUACUUUAAAAUCUCACAACAAAGCACAAGACUUAAACCCUUUGCAACAUAAAGAAACAGUAUACAAAGCAGCAUCACAGUCGUUGCAACAGUCAGCUAUUGAUAUAUUUGCGGCAGAUAUUAAGCAACCGACUUCACCACAGCAUCUCGAGCAUCUGACCAGAUCCAAAGCAGUUUUUGAACGGAAGCGUCGACGUAAAUGUAAAAACAAACGAUCCUGUUCCUUAGUUAAUGUAAAAGUAGCUGACGUAAAAGACGAGAACCUUGAAACGGAUGACCAGGAACCAAUGUUAAGAGCAGAUGUCGAACUUUUUCAAGGAAAAAUCGUUUUCAAUUUAGAUGGUAAUGCAUUCAUAAUCGCUACAGAAAGCUCAACGCAAGAUUCAAUUUUGAAUGCAAAAACAGUACAAAAAACGACUGAAUCUAAGCAAUUACUGGCGUCAAACGUGGUUGGGGAAACAAAUAUUGCAACCAUAAGCGUAACAACAACUACUGUUGCAAGUGCGCCAAAAACAACAUUGAGUACAUCAUCGUCUACGAUAGAGGAAGCACCAGGUGGUCGGAAUGGACAAAGACCCGAUGCGUUAAAAUGCAGCACAAGCCCUCGUAUACAUUCAUUUCGAAUUGUGAGUGCUCAGGAUGCUACAACUGCCAACGUUGCUAACACUACCACCACCGACAAAAGCAGUGUGGAGAAAACGGAGUUCAGAAAAUUGUAUAUCGAACAGCAACAGCGUAGCCGAUACAGCACCUUCGACGACAACGAUAGCGAUAGUAGUAAUGGCCACAAAAUAUCUUCCAAAAUACAAAAGCCGAUAUUGAUGUGCUUUAUAUGCAAACUAUCAUUUGGGAACACAAAAUCUUUUAGCUUACAUGCUAACACAGAACAUCAACUGACACUACAAGCAAAAGAACAGCAUUUAUUAAACCGCGAAUACUCGAGCGUAAUUAUACAGCCGCAAAAUAUGGAUGAACGGCCACAAAUAUCAUUCCUUGAGCCAAUUGAUGUGCUCAAUGGAAUCCAAAAUGACAAUUUAAAUUCUGAGACUGAUAUUCAUUUUAAUGAGGGUACAUCACAAGUAUUUUCUUGUAGGCUAGAUAGUACGGUUGAUACUUCCAAUUCUGAGAAAUCGACUGCAGGAUGUGUAAUACGUGAAAAAUCGGAGAAAACAGCGCCAAUAUCGUCAAACUCUAAUUCACUAUCGCCAUCUUCAUCGUCAACUUCCCCAGUGUCAUCAGUAGUUCCAAUAACACAGACAGCUUUGUCACCAUCAAAAACAGCACCAAAUACGUUGUCCAGCGCAAUUGACUGUAUUAACGAUAGCCAUCUAUUGCUAACAACCUCAUUUUCAAAAUGUAUGCUCCAAGAGCAGCAAUAUGAGAUGAACGUUCCUGUGCCAACGACAGCAGUAACAACACUGUUAUCAAGCCCUAAAUUUGACAGCAGUGCACAACAGCAGCAGCAAAAAAUUAAGGCAAAUGUACCCCUAGAAUCCGUCAACAGUACUGAUUCCAAAGUUCAAAGUGCAUCGAUAUCACCAUCACUGUUUCCAUCAACAGAAAAUAAGUUAGCAGCUUUCACACUCUUAUUACCAAAAAAAGAAUCAGAAAAUAUUACUAAACUGGACGAUACAUAUAGUUUGGACACUAGUACUGCAUCUGAAAGCGUUUUAUGCUCAAAUGCUGAUGUUCAAUUGAAGCCCAAAUUGAUAGCGUCCCCAAUCUCUACAACCAAAAACACCUCUGUGACCUGUGAUAUGGGCAAUAAUUACGAACGCGGUUUAUAUUCAGAUGGCACCCUUAGCCCACCUUUGUCAACAUUUCGGAAAAGGCAUGAUAAAAUGCUAGGAAUGUCCACAUUAUCAGUUAAUGCUCCAAUUACUCAAGGUGACUUUGUACAUUCUCAAGAGCCUUCAGGAACAAUUUCAAAGGAAGAUAAUAUGUUGAAUUCAACAGAUACACUGGCAGCCACAGUUACAUUUUUGCAGCAGCAGCAACGACAAAUUGCAACAAUGGCCAGUAGCUCCUUUGACAGUCCUCAACCGGGAUUAGUGACCAUUGCACCCACGCCUACUCAACUCAGCUGCUUACAAGCUUCUUUGGCAGCUUUAUCUGAUGACAUAAAUGUCAACUGUGGUACUACAGAUGCACACAAAACCAACGCUAAAUUGUUCACUGAUUUUUUGCAACAGCAUCUUAAUUUACAGCAGCAAAAAAACUUUUCCGACAUUAGUGGCAAUUAUUCCGAACAUGCCGACCAUAACGAUGGCGAAAAUUGUGAAAUUCAACAAUUAAAGACGCCUCCGUAUCACAUUUCAAACCACCAGUUUACCAACAACACGUCGCAAUUCUCGCCAAAUCGCAAUAAUGGCAGUCGUACCAAUAGCGCUAUUAUGAAAUCUCCUGCACACAUGGCCACAUCUCCUACAGCUAUCAAUGUCUCAACUGCGGCAGUAGCAGUGACAGCGACAACCCAGCAACAACAUGCAGUUGCUGCUGUGGCUGCUGCAGCAGCAGCAGCGGCCGCAGUCUCAGUGGCUAACAAUACCCCAAGUUUUACUAUCGGUGCAUGUUCGGACCACAUCAACGGAAGGCCAUUAGGCGUUGAAUGCGCUCGGUGCGAAAUAAUUUUAAAUUCAACGCGACUUAAUACUGGCGUUCAAAUGUCAACUCGCAAUUCUUGUAAAACAUUGAAAUGUCCUCAAUGCAAUUGGCACUACAAAUAUCAGGAGACACUCGAAAUACAUAUGCGUGAAAAACAUCCGGAUGGUGAGAGUGCUUGUGGCUACUGUUUGUCAGGUCAACAGCAUCCUCGUCUAGCACGCGGCGAGUCAUAUUCUUGUGGAUACAAACCGUAUCGGUGUGAAAUUUGUAAUUACUCGACAACGACAAAAGGCAAUCUUUCUAUUCAUAUGCAGUCAGAUAAGCAUUUGAAUAAUAUGCAGGAGUUGAAUAGUUCACAAAGUAUGUUAGCAGCCGCCGUCGCUGCUGCUAAUAGUGGAAAAGCGGAUGUUGCAUCCAAAAUGUUGAUGUCCAACAAUGCUGCAGCUGCUACUCAACAACAACAGCAACAGCAGGCACUGCCGCAGUCUCAGCAGCAACAACCACAUUCUACGCUUGUCGCCAGUUCUUCCAUGAUCAGUAGUGGAGGUCCUUCUUUGAACGCUGGUGGUCGCUCCAGUGUUGAUGGCAUUGGAACUAAUUGCAGCAUGCUCAAUAAAAAUAAGCCGUCCUUUCGUUGCGACAUUUGCAGUUAUGAAACAUCUGUGGCACGUAAUCUUCGUAUACAUAUGACCAGCGAAAAGCAUACGCAUAAUAUGGCCGCACUGCAAAAUAAUAUCAAGCACAUACAAGCCUACAGCUUUUUACAACAGCAUCAGCAAGUAAUGGCCGCACAUCAGCAACAACAAUUGGCAGCAGCAACACAGGUGCCACAAUCACAAUUACCAGCACUGGCCAGUGGUGCAGCCAAUAGUUUUUUGCCUGAAAUCGCUUUAGCUGAUUUAGCUUAUAAUCAAGCGAUCAUGAUACAAUUGCUGCAGCACAACUCUGUUAAUCAACAACAGCAGCAAUAUGACUCUGCUGCCAAAAUGCAAAUAAAAACUUCACCAUGUUCCUCACCGCGUUCCAUGCAAAUAGAGCAGCAGUCAACAGUUAUUCAGCAACAACAGCAACUCCAACAAUUACGUCAUCAUUUGCAGCAGUCUUAUUCACCUAACAAUAAUUCAUCAUUAUUACCUUCGGCGGAUCCGUUCAGCACUAGCGAUGCACAUUUUUCUUCCAACGUUAGUGCUAGCUGCAGCAACGAUGAAAUGUUGGAGCCACCCAUAAAUGCCGAUCCAUGUCCAAAAAGCGUCUAUAGUUGUUUAGUAUGCGGGGUGUACGGAACAAAUAGUUUAGACGAAUUAAACCAACAUUUGUUAAUUGAUCGCUCACGUAGCUGCAAGAAGCAGCAAUCAACACCAAUAAGUACAGUCAAAAGCAGUUGCACUGAGAAAGCUAAUGUAACUAAUAGCAAUGAAGUGAUGGUGAUUCUAAACAACAAUUACAUUUGCCGAUUGUGCAACUAUAAGACUAAUUUAAAGGCAAACUUUCAGCUGCACAGCAAAACGGACAAACAUCUACAAAAAUUGAACUAUAUAAAUCAUGUACAUGAAGGCGGUAUACAAAACGAAUACAAGCUAAAACAUUUACACCUAGCUUCCAACACAGUACAACUUAAAUGUAACUGUUGUGAUUUCUACACAAAUUCCAUCCAAAAGCUGUCAUUGCACACACAGCAUAUGCGUCAUGAUACAAUGCGAACAAUUUUCCAACAUUUACUACAUAUCAUGGAACAGCAAAAUUUUGAGCGAAACAAAACCGAACAAAUGCAACCAUACUCUAAAACUCAUUCACUUAAAGAUGCAGUUGAAAUUGUUCCAAGUAUUCGUGAGUCGCAUAGUGUUAUGCCUGUUCAUGAAAAUGAUGGAAGUCACACCAACCGUAGCAGCAGCAUUGUAGUGGAAGACACGCCCGAGUCGAUGCAAAAAUCUUUAACAUGCCAAUUGUGUGGUUUUAACACGUUCACGUUGCUUAAUAUGAUCCAACACGUAAAAAGUAUGCGUCAUAUGCAAAUAGAACAGUUUGUAAAUCUACAACGACGCAGCGAGCAACUUGAUCCUCCUAGUCUAGAUGACAUUUUCAAGGUGGUAGAACGCCCUACACUACAGUCUUUGGCACUAACAGUUGCUGAAAGACAAGAAGAAAAUAACAGAAUUGAGAAUGUCUCGCAAUUCGGCAAUUUUCCGGUGCCAAUGGCACGCUUACCAAACGAUGAUUUCGGCUGUAUUACGUCUAAUAGAGAUCACAACUCUUUUUCACCGUCAUCUAACUCCUCAACUGCUUCAGGAAACACCAGUGUACGCAGCAAAAGCUUUAAUAGUGUCAAUAUUUUUAACUUUCAAACUAUUAACGAUGAUAAAGAUGCUUCAUCAUCAGUCUUGUCGGGAGGUAGCCCCCCCGUCAUGCCCUCAGUUGUAUUUAAAUGCAACAAUUGUGACUUCUUUGCACAUUCUAAAACAGAAAUGGAACUGCACCUGAGUUCAGUACAUCCUCAAACUGAGCCAGAUUACAUUAGCAUACCAACGAACUCUGCUGCCAUAGAAGCAUUUCAAGCGGCUGUAGCGGCAGCGACAGCAGCAGCCUCUGCGGUGACUGCCACCCGUGCUCCUAGUAAUAAAUCAUAUUCAGAAAAUGAUAAUUUCCCCACUAUUGUUAAAAGAGAGCGUCUCUGUACCCCAGAAGAUGAGGAAAACGUAAAGUUCGCAGAUGUACAAAACACAAUGUCGCUACAUAAUGUGUCGACAGUUACACCGUGGCUCACAUCGCCAACGAAUACAAUAAGUAAUAACGAAACUUCAGUAGCUAUGGUUCAACCCAAAUCAAUUCAUAAUGUGUUACGUGAAUUGGAAAAGACCGCUGAACAGGAAGAACAGCUAAUUGAGGAUACAACUGGAGUCAACGCAUUGGUUGAAAGUACCAAAAAAUUUUCCGGAGAACCAGUCAAUGUUCAGUGCCCCCUCUGUACAGAUACAUUUGAUAACAAACAGACAUUGGAAAUGCAUUUGAUGAAUGUACAUAGUGUGAAUCGCGAUGGUUUAUCACGUCUCCUUCAACUAGUAGACAAUAGCGCUUGGGAUUUAAACGGUAAAACCUCAAUAACCCUUACUGUAGCUAAAGAGUGUAAAGGCUCAAAUAACGAAACCGAAACAACAACUGAACAAACUAUCACUGGUAAUUUUAAUAUUAAAGCAUCGACAGAAUUAGACUUAACGCUAAUGGAAGUUUCAAAUGACACGCCUUUAAAUCUCAAUGCUUCACAUACCUCUACUUACAUGCAUUCCAUGGAAUCGCUAAAUAAUAAUAAAUUAUCAUGUGAACAAUGUGGUUCGAAGUUCAAGCAUGAACUACAAUUGUUGCAACAUGCGCAAAAAAUGCAACAUUUCAAAAUCUUGCCAAAUGGUGAUCACCGUUGUUUGGCUGCUAGUCAUCUUAGUCGACCGUGCCAAUCAACAUUUCCCACUCAAGCUGCAAUGAUCAUCCAUUAUAAAAAUACUCACACUAGCUUGGUCAUAUCCGAGCGACAUGUGUAUAAAUACCGAUGUAAACAUUGUUCACUUGCAUUUAAAACACAAGAAAAACUAUCUACCCAUUUGCUAUAUCACACUAUGCGCGAAGCCACCAAAUGCAUACUCUGCCAACGAAAUUUUCGUACUACUCAAGCGCUACAAAAGCACAUCGAUCAAACACAUCAUAGUAGCGGCGAUCAACAUGUCGCCAGUAACAAUCCAUCGAUAGCAUUAAGUUGUAGCGGCCGUGGAUCGCCAGCAUUACAGAUGAGUCACGUCCAAAACACAACCCAAUUAAAUGCAGUUAUAUCAGAAAAUUCAACUAAAAACCAAGACAUCAAUGCUCGUGAAUCACCCCCAAUGACACCGAAAGCAAAUGAAUCUCCCAACGUCGCGCCUUCUCCAUUACCAGCUAACAUAUUGCAAGACCAGCAGCAACAACAACAUGUUGCUGCUUUCACCGCUGCGUUAUUAAAUCAACCAUUACAGCAACAACAGCAUAUCAGCGGUGAUGAACUAACAGAGAGCGGUGGUCAUCUGAUGCAGCAUUUACAAAUGAAACCGCGUAAUAGCCUCUUAACACAAAAAUAUCUUCACCAGCAGAAUCUUCAAAACCUUCAACAAUUGCCACAAUUGACUGCAGCAGCAUCUACAUCCGGCUUGCAAUUGAACCCUGUCGAGAUGUUUAAUUUAAUGCAGUUUCAUCACAUUAUGUCAAUGAACUUUAUGAAUCUUGCACCGCCACUUAUAUUUGGGGUCGGCACUAAUUCUGGAUCUGGUGGCAACGUUGAUUUGUUAACAUCCAGUCACAUACCUAAAGUUACUCACAACACAAGUGCCAACGCACUUCAAUGUGGGAACGAUAUGCCUGUACCAUGCACAUCAGUGUCGCCACGAACGGACCUAAUAGGUACAUUGCAGCAACAUCCUCAGUCCCAAUCGCAGCAACCUGCACCAACAAAUACCGUUCAGAUGGGAAGUAAUCAGAAACGUGCACGGACGCGUAUCACUGACGACCAGCUAAAAAUUCUGCGAGCCCAUUUUGAUAUUAAUAAUUCACCAAGCGAAGAAAGCAUAAUGGAAAUGUCACAAAAAGCAAAUUUGCCAAUGAAGGUCGUCAAGCAUUGGUUUCGGAAUACGUUGUUUAAAGAACGUCAAAGAAACAAAGACUCCCCCUACAACUUUAAUAAUCCACCAUCUACAACCCUAAAUUUAGAAGAAUACGAACGCACUGGACACGCAAAAGUUAUGCCGCUGAGCGAGGAUUUACCUACGUCAUCGCAUAACUCUAUGCACCAACAACAAAAGCAAAAUAUGCAUGUAUCUAAUUCCAAAAACAAUUUUAAAGAAAAACCAACCUCUAUGUCGGAAAUAAGUGGCGAUUCCUCGUUAUUAAUUGAAAUCAAAACUGAACCAUUCGAUGAUAAUAUUGAGCCACACAUUACAACUCCAGGGAGUCCACAUCGUCAACAGCAACCACAAGAGCAAAGCCAACGAGAACAGCAUAAGAAAGACGAGAAAGAUUUAUUGAGCACGUCAUCGACAUUGCUGCUCAGUAAACAACAACAGUAUUUAUCCGCAUUGCCAGCGACUGAACAUCAACAACAACUUCUUGAAGUGCCAGAGAACACAGCAGUGGAAACCGCUGCUGUUACGCCGUUGCAGCAGCAUAAUCACCAACAACAACAUUUGUCUAGCCAAUCAAAUCAAAAUAUUCACCAGCAACAAUCACAGCAUAUCAACCUAUAUAGUUAUGAAACCAAAUCAGAAAGCGGGAGUUCCGACAUCCUCUCCAGACCUCAGUCACCAAACAAUAGUUCCGCUGUUGUAGCCACACACUACGCCAGCAUUAAUGAGUUAAUAAACCAACAAUUGGAUAAUUUGCCGCUCGGCCAAAACAACAGCAAUAUAAAUGCUGCCAACAUUCACGGUAACAAGAUGGGUCCGCCGAAAAACUUUCAAACCAGCAAAUCAUUCGAUAAAAAUUCGCCGUCUUCUCAGUUUGACACCAAUUCGAAUUCAUCGAAUGCCUCAUCCACAUCUAGCGGAAAGCGUGCAAAUCGCACACGCUUUACGGACUAUCAAAUUAAGGUACUACAGGAAUUCUUUGAGAAUAACUCCUAUCCAAAGGAUAGCGAUUUGGAGUAUUUAAGUAAGCUAUUAUUGCUUUCUCCACGAGUUAUUGUUGUCUGGUUUCAGAAUGCUCGCCAAAAACAGCGGAAAAUUUAUGAAAAUCAACCAAAUAACUCACUUUACGAAACCGAAGAGAAAAAACAUAAUAUUAACUACGCCUGCAAAAAGUGUAAUAUGACAUUUCAGCGCUAUUACGAGUUGAUACGCCACCAGAAAAAUCAUUGCUUUAAAGAAGAAAAUAACAAAAAAUCGGCCAAGGCACAAAUAGCCGCAGCACAGAUCGCACAAAAUCUCAGCUCAGAAGACUCCAAUUCCUCGAUGGAUAUAAAUAAUAGCAGUGCGUAUCAAUUACAUCAUCAACAUAUUUCUAAUGCUGGAGCAACAGCGGUGUUGUCAAGUAAUGCCAACGUUUCCAGCACAUCACCCAGCAGCGCAGCUCCUGACCUUACAUCGCCACAGCACUUAUUUGGUAAAUCGUCAAUGUCAAUGACUGAUUUUAGUCCAUCCACUACACCCACUCCGCCACAAACACAACGUGAGCGUAGCGAUAGCAGUGAAUUGCUGCCGCAAGGCCCAGUGCACAAGUCAAAAUUCGAAUGUGACAAAUGCAAAUUACAAUUCAGUUACUACGAACAUUUUCGCGAGCAUCAGUUAUUACAUCUAAUGAAUCCUAGCUUAUUUAGCACACAAAUCACAAACAUACCAGAGGCUUAUGGUUCAUUUGGCAGCAUAUUGCAAAGUUUACAGCAGGUUGCAGCUGCCAGUGCCACGCAUCAACAGCACCACCAAUUCCUAGAACAACAAGACCAACCACCCGCAAAAAAACGUAAGUGUUCUGAAACAUCUUCAACAACAGAUGAAGUGCCAGCAAUUUGUGGCUCUGGUGAUGGUGAAAUCAGCAGCUCUGUCUCAUUUUCAAAAAGUAAAAGAUACGAUUUUUUAUAUCAGUAUUUUAUGCUAAACGAAAGCAACAAUGAAUUGAAGCAACAAUUUCAAGCACAACACAAAAAAUCACAUGAACCAGAAAUCGAAAUGGAAUAUUUAUCAAACUUUUACCAUCAAAGUGAGUUACGAAAACGUAGUAAUUAUGAUUUCUUGUAUCAAUAUUAUCAAAAAAAUGAACACAAGCAAAUGAGUGCUUUGCCGUCCCAAGCGGGAUUUUUCGGUAGUGAGAAGCCCAAUAUAGAUGUUCUACUACAGUACUAUCAACUGAAUGAAUCAAAAAAGUUUUUUCAGUUAAAUGCCUCGAACCAAGAAAUAAAUGACCACACGGCAGCGUCGCCAAUAUCGACAUCACAAUACCAACAUGUAAAUAAUCCGAUACCAAUAUCGUCUAGUGACCAUACACCCACACACAGAGUUGAUCGGUAUGAUAUAACCGAUAUGAGUUCGUUGAAAAACUCUUUGGAUGUCCUUAAUAGUACUAUUCAUUUUCCAGAUUACGAUAAUGACAACAACGACCACGAAACAAGUAGUAAUGGUUGUGGUAUGGAUGUUGACGACGCUGAAAUUUUUAAUGAUACCGAUGAUCAUAUUAAUGACAAUAACCAAAAAUCGAAUGAAAUUAAUGGUCACAAAAGCCAAAUAAACGUAGUGAAAAGCAGUAACGAUACUGAUAACAAGAGUUAUCAGCAAGUAGCUAAUAAUAUAGCGAAAAUGGAUCAAAUUAAUAAACUUGCUACUAACCUGCAAUCUCCAUCUUCUUAUGGCAAUGAUCAACAUAAGCUCACGAAUUUAAGUAAAUCUCUGGCCAGAUGUGUAACAAAUCAAAAAGAUAAUCUGACAAAGCGUAAAGCAUCAAAUGUGUCAUCAAAAACAAAAUCAACAACAACUACCAGCUUUAACAAUGACCAUAUUGAUAAUUUAAAUGAUUUUCUUCAUGUUAAUCAAAAAUCCGAAUUCAAAGAAAAAAGUAAACUGCAGCAGCAUUAUAACGAUUUACUGCAAGCGCAAAAUGAAACCAACGGCCUUGGAAAUAAUGAAUUAGCCCUACAAACAAUGGAUAAGCGACAGUUACCAGAGACUCCAAUAUCAUCACCGAAUUCCAUUACAAUUUCAAAUAAUAAACCUAUCGUUGGACCAUCGAACACUACAACAAACACAGUCACUGGUAUUACCGAAAAACAACAAAGUAAACGUUUACGCACUACAAUACUGCCAGAGCAAUUAAAUUUUCUAUAUGAAUGCUAUCAAAACGAAUCGAACCCAAGUAGAAAAAUGCUUGAGGAGAUCGCAAAAAAAGUUAAUCUUAAAAAACGGGUUGUACAAGUUUGGUUCCAAAACUCACGUGCCAAAGAUAAAAAAUCACGCAAUCAACGUUUUACUGCAAUAUCCGAUGACAGUAACUACGAGGACGCUUCGCAAAAUAACCGAGAUUACGGACUGUUUCAAAAAAAUGCAUUGAAAUCCACUAAAAGACACGGCAGUAAGGACGCGAACUUCUUACCUGACGCUAAUAUUAGUAAUAACACCAACACUGGAAUGGAAUUGGGCGGAUGUAAUUUAUCCCAACUGUCUCAAGUAAACAUUCCGCAACAUGCCUUAUCUAUUAAGCACAUAUGUAAAGUAAAAAAGUUAUUGGAGAAAACCGCUGUUGAUGUCAAACUUAAUAUCGAUUCGAAAAUAUUUUCAACUGCAGGGACUGAUGACAACGUAGAAUAUGGGAAUAAGCAAAGUGCAACUAACAAGCCAAAUACUAACGAUGAUUUAAAAGAAAGAAAAUAUGUCACGAGUGACGAAGCUAAUUUUAACAGCGCUCAGGAUAGUAAUUUCAGGGCGCAUAUGGAUACCGAUAUUGCCGGCAGCGAUAGACUUGGCACAUUUACGAGAAUAUAUAAGGAACUUAAACUACAAAAUGCAAAGAAACGGGCCAUCGAUUAUACAUCCAAUAACAAAAACAACGAAUUAAUGGAAUGUUAUGAACGUGACAAUAUUCAUGAUGAAAGCAAUGGACUAACAGCAAACGACCUGAGUUACAAUCGAUGCAAAGGGCUACAACCACAGAUUACUAAACGGACUUCAGAAGAAAAUUAUAAAAGACCAGAAAGCUAUAAUAUUGUUAAUUUGACUUACAGUGCAGAAGAUAUUGACAACACUGAUAAUAAAAGCAGUAACGGAAAUAAAAAAUGUGGCCAACAUGUCGAAGAAUACGAUUAUAAGCAUUACAAUAACCUGAACAACAAAGUAAUGAAAACGCAAUAUAAUAUUAACGAUAGCGAACGCAGCAGCAGCAAAAGUAAAUUUUUUUUUUCAAACACACCGCUGGUAACCAGUAUUACUGACGAUGAGCAUACGUAUAUAGGCGAAUACAAGGAUAGUAGUGAUGGGAAUACACAAGAUCUAAAUGAUAAUAAUGAGACCAAACAAAACCCAUCAACCAGAAAUAAAAAAAUAACAGCAAACAGUAGCAGCACAUCUUGUACAUUAACAACCAGUACAACGCAUACGCAAUUAACCAAUGCACAUGAAAAAAAUAUUAUUCAGCAAUUACUCAAUUGUAAUCAAAUAACUGAUAAUUCCCCAAGUGACGUUCUCAAAUAGAUGGACGGCUAAGAUGACUAACAAUAAAAAACAUGGUCAUAAAAUGAAAAUCGGUUAUAAGAGAAAUCUGCCAAGCGGAGUGAUAAAUACAAAACAUACUAAAAGGAUUUAUUGCAAAGAAUACUCGCAACAUGUUUUAUGAUAACAAAAAAACUUAUACUAAAAGACAGAUACACAUAGUUCCUAUUUUAAAAAAAAAAAAAUAAUAAUAAUAAUAAAAAAAUUAAAUAAAACAAAAUAACAUUAGUAACGUAAUUUAAAAUCUAACACCUCGAUUUAUAAAGAUGAAAAUAUUACAUUAUUCAAUAUAAAGCGGCUGAUAUACACGUGGAAAUAUACAUAGAAACACACAAAAUUUAUGUUAGUUGGAGUUACGCAUUAAUAAGCGAAAAUAAAAAUAUAAAUAAAUAAAAGUAAGAACAACAAACAUUGAUAUGGAAGCGCCAAAGAGUGACACUAUCAAAGUGUGCUUCAAUAGAAAAGAUGAAUGAGAAUAUAUUACAAUAUUUUGAGUGUUGUGUAAUUAACACGUAAUAUGUAUUAAUGGAAUCAAGAUUUAAUUAUCUAAAAGUUAAGGCUGGGGUCUCAAUCAGUCCUAACUAAAACGAAAAGAAACAAACAUACAUAUUUUACCCGUGUCUAAGAUGAUAGGUGUAUUACAAUAAAUUAAUCUAAAUAAGUAAAAGUAAAAAUUAAAGGAUAAAAUUUUAGUGAAAAUAAACGAAAACUAACAUAAAAUAAUUUUUCGAAAAAUAUGCAACAAAGUUCCUAGCAUUUUAGUGUGCUACAUACUAUUUUGCCUAUGUUUAUUCCUUUAUUAAAUUAAAGCUGAAGAUCUGGCUAAUUUAAAUGUCUUGUAAUGUUGAAAGGUAAUCAAUUACGCAAAAGCCAACAACGGAGAGUGGUCAGUUAAAUUAAGCAAUUUAUAUUUGUAACUUGUAACUAUUAAAGAAGAUAUUUAUUUGAAAAUAUAAUGAAACAGUGGUCGAAUAUAUUGCUUAAGUUAAUUAUAUUAUAGUAAACUACAUCCUGUAAAACUUAUCCCCAUGAACGCCCUUGCGAAGUAUAAUAAAGUACCAGCAUUACAAACCAUUA
Molecule: messenger RNA, 13523 nt
Organism: Bactrocera latifrons
Lineage: Eukaryota; Metazoa; Arthropoda; Insecta; Diptera; Tephritidae
Gene: zfh2
Product: zinc finger protein 2
Exons: 14
Coding region: 498-12428 (3976 amino acids)
Biological process (GO): regulation of transcription by RNA polymerase II
Cellular component (GO): nucleus
Molecular function (GO): DNA-binding transcription factor activity, RNA polymerase II-specific; RNA polymerase II cis-regulatory region sequence-specific DNA binding
Source: RefSeq, a predicted model, not a curated record